CGAAAAUGCCCUCUACUGCAAGCCAACUGGAACGAAGUCUAAGAAAACUCCAGGUGAGUGACUUCUUCAUCUACAAUCAAUUUGACGCGUACUGCUACUCAUUUUGUCCAAAGAUCUCAGAGUCUGACUCGCAAGAAACGUCUACCGCGGUGCAAUGGGUGCCCUCUAAAUACUACAGCUCAGACGCAUCUCAGUGCGUUCUCGUAAGGCCUCCCCGGGCUGCGUGUGGCAACCGUCAGCUGUUUGGUUUUCCUCUUAUCAAGAGCGAACUUUGGGACAUGGGGACCUUUGCUUUCAAGAAAAUUUGGCCAAACAGAACUUUACCAGACGACCAUUUCUUCAUCGUCAUGAAUUCCCUUACCCUCCUUAGGGCAUAUCUCGGUCUUCGCGUUUGUACUAUGGCGUUCGGAAAGGUGGAUGAAGGCUUAGAUAAUAUCCCAUCGGAGUGCGUAUCGUUGGGAGAGGUGCUAUUGUUAAUAUUGUGGAGGGAUACAGAACCCGAGGCAUCAUGUCCAACGCUAAGUCAAGUGCAUUUUGUGGAGGCGAAGCUUAAGCGCUCACCGAGAUGGUGGGUGGAAGUCCCAGUGCGUAUGCAUACUCAUUUCGAGAGCCGUUCAGCUGACACUCUUUAUUUUUUAGCAUCUUUGAUGAAUGGUGCGCCAACAUUCCAUGGCUGGUUACCCCACUUGUACCAACCUCAUUCUUUUUUUGCGGUAGAACUUAUAACUCUUGCACUGUGAUACAUACACUUACAUAACAUGAGACUGGACAAUAUAUUGAUAUCGUGGACGAACACGGAGGGACUGUAAGACUAUUUUUAUCCAUAGCGCCAUGCGAUCACUUGUUUUUGUCGGCUCUCAGUCAUUGGUAU
Messenger RNA from Suillus plorans, 871 nucleotides. RefSeq lists its product as uncharacterized. The transcript has a single exon. The record is from RefSeq and is a predicted model, not a curated record. The coding region runs from base 6 to 740 and encodes 244 amino acids. NCBI's taxonomy places the organism in Eukaryota, Fungi, Basidiomycota, Agaricomycetes, Boletales, Suillaceae.